This is a messenger RNA of Rosa chinensis, 2239 nucleotides long. Its product is annotated as pentatricopeptide repeat-containing protein At2g32630. The transcript has a single exon. Gene Ontology annotation, molecular function: protein binding. The record is from RefSeq and is a predicted model, not a curated record. NCBI's taxonomy places the organism in Eukaryota, Viridiplantae, Streptophyta, Magnoliopsida, Rosales, Rosaceae. The coding region runs from base 114 to 1970 and encodes 618 amino acids.
AUCAGUUGCACUAUCGGAUCUGUUCAUUUUGAGCACUGCAGACUUUUGGUUUUUGGCUACAUUAAUAGUAGUGAUACCCGCCAAGACGUUCUUCUUUUUCAAAACCUGAAACAAUGUCCUCCCAGAGCACCCUGAAAAAACUGAUCCCCUCAGACGCCACCAUGAUAUCAAACCAACAAGUCGCUCAACAAAUCGCUAAAACCCUAGUGGAAUCAGGCCUUCAACACCUCAAAACCUCCUCAUCUCUGCUCUCCAAUCUCAACCCCAACAUAACCCACCUCGUCCUCUCAGACCCAAUCCUCCCACCUCAAUCUUGCUUGACCUUAUUCAACUUCCUCAGAAGAAACCCGUCUCUCAAAUCCCACAGACCCAAUCUCCAAGCCCAUGUAACCCUCUUUUGCAGGCUCCACCAAGCUAAAAGAUUCGCCCACAUGAAGAAUGUGGUGAAUGCUAUAGUGAACAACGGUCGUCUCCGAUGCCCCGUUUCCGGAAUCGUUUCUUUGAUCGAGAAUGGUUCUUAUGCGCCUGGCUCGGUUGAGAAACUCUGGGAUAUGCUAUUCAGGGUUUAUGCGGACAACCAAAUGUUUGAAGAAGCCAUUGGGGUUUUUGAUUAUGUGUACAAGAAUGGGCUUGAGAUUGAAGAAAGGUCCUGCUUUGUGCUUUUGCUCGCAUUGAAGAAGUGUUAUCAAGUGGACAAGUGUUUAAGUUUCUUUGAUCUAAUGCUCGAAAAGGGUGUUCGGAUCACGGUUUAUUCCAUGACAUUAGUGAUCAAUGAGCUUUGUAAGAGAGGAGAGGUGGAAAAGGCUAAGACAUUGAUGGGUGAAAUGGGUGGGAGAGGGAUUGAGGCUAAUGUUUAUACGUAUAACACGAUUACGAAAGCCUACAUUGAAAUGAAGGAUUUUGGUGGGGUCAAUGAGGCCUUGAGCUUGAUGAAGAUGAAUCAUGUGGAGUAUAAUGUCGCAACAUACAACCUUUUGAUUGACUGGUAUGGGAGUUGUGAGAAGAUUGGAGAUGCAGAGAAGCUGUUUGAUGAAAUGCGUGAGAGAGGGAUAGAGCCGGAUGUGUACGUCUACACUUCGAUGAUUAACUGGAAUUGUAGAGCGGGGAAAAUGAAAAGGGCAUUGUUUCUGUUCGAUGAAAUGACUGAAAGAAGGCUUGUUCCGAAUGAUCACACUUACGGCGCGUUGAUUAAUGGUGCUUGUAAGGCAGGGCAGAUGGAGAUGGCAGACAUUUUGGUGAAAGAGAUGCAAGGUAAAGGAAUUGCCAUAAACCGUGUUGUGUAUAAUACACUGAUUGAUGGGUACUGCAGAAAAGGGAUGAUAGAUGAAGCUCAGAGGUUCCAGGAUGUAAUGGAGAAGAAAGGGUUGAAGGCUGAUGUGUAUACUUACUGCACUAUAGCUAGGGGAUUGUUUAAAUUGAAUAGGAAUGAGGACGCAAAGAGGUCCUUGUUAACUAUGGCAGAAAGAGGUGUGGCUCCAAACUCAGUGUGCUUCACUACUCUGAUAGACAUAUAUUGCAAGGAAGGAGACUUGGUCGAAGCAAAGCGGGUAUUUCAGGAGAUGGAAAGUAAAGGAGAGAGGCCUAAUAACGUAACAUACAAUGCUCUAAUUGAUGGGCAUACCAAGAAAGGUAAACUGAAGGAAGCGCAUAAGAUAAAAGAGGAGAUGGAAGACAAGGGUUUGAUGGCAGAUUCGUAUACAUAUUCAUCGCUUAUACAUGGUGAAUGUAUUGCUGGCAACGUGGAUGCGGCACUGACAUUGUUUCAUGAAAUGUCCCAGAGGGGUUUAACUCGAAACGUUGUCACAUACACAGUAAUUAUUUCGGGUUUGUCUAAGGUGGGGAGAAAAGAAGAAGCUUUCAAAUUGUACGAUGACAUGAAAAAAGCAAGCAUCAUACCUGAUGACAGGGUAUAUAAUUCACUUGUACAAGGCCUUUAUACAGACAAGUCUAGCUCUAUGACAGAUGAGUAGCAUUGUGGCUUGUGACAAUUUGGUGUUAGAAAAGGAGCAUAAGCCCCAAGUCCUUGGCUGCCAAGUGAUUCCUUGAGCUUCAGAAAUGCUCGGCUCUCCAGUUGCCGUACCCGUUCCUUGUGGUAAUUGUGGCUUGUGGCUUGCGGCAUUGUGGCAGCCAAGGGCUUGGAGCUAAGGCAGCCAAGGAAAAGGAAAGCUUAUUUUUAUUGUUUUGUUAGAAAAUGGAAAAUGGAUCUACUUAACUCUAUGGCGAAUUCAAGCUUUUGCAA